Acanthosepion pharaonis is the source of this 1032-nucleotide messenger RNA. NCBI's taxonomy places the organism in Eukaryota, Metazoa, Mollusca, Cephalopoda, Sepiida, Sepiidae. The record is from the annotation of a GenBank genome assembly.
AUGAGAAGACGCGGGAAAUGUCACGGAGAAGACGUUCCAAUUCCAACGUCACGUGUUAUGCUUUAUUUAAUCAGGAACACGAUUGCUCGAAGAAGAUAUGCUGUAUGCGUGCCGACACGCAAAGAUGCAAGAGUCUCUUUUAUAUUUCUUUCUUUCUUUCUUUAUUUCUUUCUUUCUUUCUUUCUUCACACCCAUCCUUCCUUUCUUUCUUUCUUCACGUCCUUUCUUUGUACUUUCUUUGCAUCCAUCUUUUUCUUUCUUUCUUUCUUUCUUUCUUCUUUCCUUCAUUUCUUUCUUUCUUCACCCAUCCUUUCUUUGUACUUUCUUUUGCAUCCCUUUCUUUCUUUCUUUCUUUUCUUUCUUUUCUUUCUUUCUUUCUUUCUUUCUUUCUUUCUUCACACCCAUCCUUCCUUUCUUUCUUUCUUCACAUCCUUUCUUUGUACUUUCUUUGCAUCCAGCUUUCUUUCUUUCUUUCUUUCUUUUCUUUCUUCACACCCAUCCUUCCUUUCUUUCUUUCUUCACAUCCUUUCUUUGUACUUUCUUUUGCAUCCUUUCUUUCUUUCUUUCUUUCUUUCUUUCUUUCUUUCUUUCUUUCUUUCUUUCUUUCUUUUUUCUUUCUUUCCUUUCUUUGUCCCUUUCUUCUUUUUUUCCUUUUUUCUUUCUUUCUUUCUUUCAUCCUUCCUUUCUUUCUUUUUGUCCUUUCUUUUUGCUUUCCAGCUUUCUUUGUUUCUUUCUUUUUUGUUUCUUUUUGUCCUUCCUUUCUUUCUUUCUUUCUUUCUUUGUUUCUUUGCAUCCAGCUUUCUUUUUUUCUUUCUUUGUUUUUUCUUUCUUUCGUUUCUUUCUUUCUUUUUAUCUUUCUCAUUUUUCUUUCGUCUUCUUCUUUUUUCUCUUUCCCGACCUAUUUUCUUUUUCUUUUUUUUUUCAUUCUUUUUUUUUUCAUUCUCUCUUACAUACUUCCUCUCAUUUUGUCUUUCUCCUUUUAUCUCUUUCAUUUUCUUCCGUCUCCUUCGGGCUCAUCUUUUCUCUGUUUGA